AUGGAGACCUACUACGGCCACGUCCGCACCCCGGCGGACGCAAUCAUUCUAUUCGAGGCUUGUCGCAUUGGCCUGCUUCCACGAGUGCAAAGACGACUCUCAGAAAAAGAGCGACAAUCGAUUCGAUCGGGCUCGGUAUUUGUCUGGGAUGAACGAGAAGCUGGCAUGCGGAGAUGGACCGAUGGGAAAUCAUGGAGCGCCAGCCGAGUAUCAGGCAGUUUUCUGACCUAUCGCGAAAUGGAGGGCAAACGUGGAGGGGGUAGUGUCUCACAAAGUUCGGUAUCAAGGACGGGGAAAUCACCAGAGAGCAGGGGUAGUGACGACGAUCGGGGGGACGGUACAGAUGAGGGCCCAGAUGGCUACCGAUAUAAGCCUGACGGUUUGAUGAAGCAGUCCUUCAGUAUCACCACUUCCACUGGCCAGCACCUUCACCUCAUCAGUUACUACUCGCGUUCGCACCCUUCUGCCGCCAACCUGCAACAACCAACGACCGAUCCCGCUUUGCGACAUGUGCGACCCCAGAAGGGCCUGUACCCUGAGUCAACGGUCAACGACCAACAGAACCUCCCUGUUGUUACCCGCGGCCCGAUGGCCGGCGCAGCGGCGUAUCCCAUCACCCCUCACCCGAUGGGCGCCUAUGCUGCGCGCGCUACUCAUGCCCCCUCAUACACGCCGCCAUCCUAUGCCUGGCCCCCCCACCCCGCUUGCAACCCCGCCUACCGUGGCCUAUCAGCGACAAACGGCCCACCGGGACCUCCAGGGCCUCCGCCAUAUGGGCACCCGCAACAUCAACCACAACCUCACUCCCUGCCGCCACCUCCCCACGGUAUGCCAGGCCCAUAUGAACGACCUGUCCAUGUCGAACCUGCUCAUGCCGCUGCUCCGCCAUCCAUCGUCCCUCAAGGAUACCCUGGACGUUCACCACGAACAAUGCACGAGCUCCCACCUCAACAGCAAAAAAGCCCGCGAUAUGCAGCCGUCCCAGACCCUCGAAUGGUUUCGCCCCGAGUUGCAGCAGGCGCCAUCCAGCCAUCCAGUGUGAUGGCUCACAAUAGUCCUCACCUACUGAAGCAAACCCCGCCCAUCGCUCCGCAACAGCUUGGCCCCAUCGGCACAUCACCGAAGCCAGCUGAAGGCAAUGGCGUGCCCGGGAUCGGUGCCUUGGUGAGCGGGACAUCGCUUGCCCCCAUUACUACGAUGGGCGCUCCUACUGGUGCCCCGGGAAGCCCACCUGGUUCUCGCCCGGGCGUUCGAGAUAUCCCUCAUGAGAAAAUCGGGUUUGGCGGAGAGGAUACGAGGGCACUGCGCCAGCUGGACCGGGUAUUCAUCUGA
This is a messenger RNA of Penicillium cosmopolitanum, 1332 nucleotides long. RefSeq names its product camp independent regulatory protein. The record is from RefSeq and is a predicted model, not a curated record. Lineage: Eukaryota; Fungi; Ascomycota; Eurotiomycetes; Eurotiales; Aspergillaceae. Gene Ontology annotation, molecular function: DNA binding. The coding region runs from base 1 to 1332 and encodes 443 amino acids. The transcript has 2 exons.